This is a messenger RNA of Aptenodytes forsteri (emperor penguin), 1899 nucleotides long. It is a transcript of the gene CMC2, whose product is annotated as C-X9-C motif containing 2. The record is from RefSeq and is a predicted model, not a curated record. Gene Ontology annotation, cellular component: mitochondrion. NCBI's taxonomy places the organism in Eukaryota, Metazoa, Chordata, Aves, Sphenisciformes, Spheniscidae. The transcript is spliced from 4 exons. The coding region runs from base 175 to 402 and encodes 75 amino acids.
GGAGGGAAACAAGCACUUCAUCCUGGAUUUUGGUGUCUAACAGGAGUGUGAAUGAAAUGCAUACAGUGUUCUUGCCUGCUCCCUCAGGACAGCCUUUUGGUUUCUGCCUACUUGCUAGGCGGAAGUUUUCUCAGAUUCUUGUCCUUGUACUACUAAAAUUAUCCCUAACUGAAGAUGCAUCCAGACCUGUCUCCUCAUCUGCACACUGAAGAAUGUAACCUAGUUAUCAGUCUGCUCAAGAAGUGUCACAAGGAGCACAACAUUUUGAAAUUUUUUGGCCAUUGCAAUGAUAUUGACCGUGAGAUGCGGAAGUGCUUAAAGAAAGAGUAUGAAGAAAGCAGGGCCAGGAACCAGGCGAUGCGACGGAGGCUACUUAAUGCUCACAGAAACUCAGAGAAGUGAGCUGUGCCGUAGUUGGACAGCUGCAUCUCAAUAGGGACACUCAGUUGAAAGUUGACAGAAUACUUCUUUCCCAUCACCAAUGCCUCAGCCUGUGGUUUGUGAAAUGGUGAAAAAAUAAAUGCGCCUAAAACAUACUCAUUCCCAGCAAGGCAAACAAUGUGGAAAAAACCAUAUAAUAAAUGAUCACUCACAAUUUAACUUAAUUUUUGAUCUCUAAAACAAAACUAUUGUGGCAAGUCUUUGUUCUGGCAUAGUUUUGUUAUGAUUGUUAAGUAAUGAGGAAUCAGUGUGUGUGGAGUAUUACGUACUCAAGGCUGCUAUAUUCCCUACCUUGUGUUGAGUUGCAUUUAUUUCUUUGUGUUUCACGGUUUUUCUUUCAUCUCUUUUUUUUUUUCUUCUUGCAAAACACUGAAUGACUUUUCCAUCAUUCUUUGUAAUGUUGUGAUAACACUACUUAAAUGAAUUAGCAAAAAGAAAUUUUAAACAGAUGUGUCUUGAAAUUGGAAAUUGCCUAUCAAGUAAUAAUUGGAGUUCUAGUAUUUUUAUUGGAGCUAAAAUCAUGAAACUACCAUCUUCCACUGAGAAGAUAAAAACCCUUCCUGCCAACCAUACUUACAGUGUAGACUGUUGUAAGACAAUUUGUUCAUCAUACCCAAAGCAAGCGGCUUUAGAAAUUCAGAAUGGAACAUUUCUAGGGAUUUACAAAGCAUUGCCUUGAUUUUUGUUGAGUACAAUCAAUGUGUGCCGAGUGAUUUUUUGAAGAGGAGUGCUGCCAAAAAUACAAGCUAAAUAGUUCUUCCACAUACUCCGGUACAAAGGUGAAGUCAUGUUAUGACUAUUGCUGUUGAAGGGAAACUCACAUUGAAGUGAAAGAAAGUGUAACUUGCCUUUCAGCUAGGCAAGUCAACUAGUAUUGUGUUAACCAAGUUGCCUCGUUAGCCUAUAAGAGCUGUUUAUAUGCUAUCAAAUGGCAGAAAGUCCUCAACAAGUCUCUGAAUUCAGAAGAUUUGAUAUUAAAAUAUACGUUGCUUUGUGCAGCGAUGGAGUUGCUUCUCUGGGUGUCUGCUGGAUUCACCUUAUUUUUAAAUGACUUUUCUGUUCUGCCUAGCAACAAAAGACUAUUUUAAAAAAAUAAAUUUUAUUGAGCCAAAUAUACUAAGUGUCUUGAAACCUUUUGAAGAAAAGGUGCCUAUUCUACAAUGAAUUCUAUGGUUUGUUUUAAGAACCACUGUUGACAUUCAAUCUUGAAAUUAGUACACGCACCUGUUUUUGGAAGGAAGCUGUAUUUUGUGAUCUAUUUUGAAAGAUUAAUUAGAAUAAUUUUACUUAUUUUUCAAUGCCUGGAUGGACCCAGUUAAAUUGGUAAAACUUAACCACAAACGUUUUCAGUCAAAGUUCCAAGAAAAACUGAAGCAAUUGUUUCUGCAUCUUUUGACAUGCUGUCUGCUUUCUUAGAACAAGUAAAUGAUGCAUUAUUUGAAUUAAAUACUUGAGUGG